UUCUAUUUGUGGAGAUUGUGUUGAGCGGAGACGCUCGGCACAAUCCGUGAUUGACGGAAAACACAUAAUUUUCCCGCCAGCCUCGUUUUGGUAUUUUAGUUUUGACACUAGUCAUAGUACACGAGAAUUUUUUAUAGUUGGAAUUUAAUGAGUUAUGUUACAGUCAAUAGUAGUCAAAGUUAAGUAUAGUGAUAUAUAGACGCUUUACAAAUAAUGGCAGAAGCUGGAGGAGAUCAAAGAAAUCUCAGAGACACUAAAAAGAUCGACUAUUUGCAACUACCUCUACAGGUCAAGUUCAAGUUGAAUCAGAAAGUCACCAACAACUUCACGAACAUGAACAGAAUGAGCUUAUGGAUAUAAAGGACAUAAAAACAAUGAUUAAUGAUCCCCCAAUAGACAGUGAUUCCGAUAUCUCUUCGCAUGAUUCUGCAGAAGACGAAGAGAAGGUGGCGCAGGAAUUAAGGAAUCUGAGGCGGAUAGAGCGCAAGUGUCGUAAAAACAAAGUGAAGGCAAUGAAGGCAGAGAUAUCACGAGUUCGAGAGUCUAUCGACACUUUGGAAACUGAAACGGAAAAUUUGAGCGACAGAAAUAAAACUCGUACAAGGACAAAAUUACGACAAAAACCCAGUGAACCCACUUCGUCGAAAGGAGAUAACAAUAACAAUACUAUGUACAAAUUCAAACAAACAGGUGAUUACAAAAGUCAAGGCGCUAUCCCCAAGAUCGACACAAAGACGGAAACAACGUCGAAUUUCAACGCCAAUGACCUCAGAUCCAACAAGGGGUUACAGAAACGAGCCGAAAGUAAGAUUCCCACAAUAUUUGACUCUAGCUCCGAUUAUUCUACAACAUCAUCUCAAUCCUCCACCUCUGAUACGGAACAAAGAGACUCACAUAAGCGUAGAGGUAAGAAACAUCUUAAAUCAGGAGCAACUAAAAAAUCAACUGACAUAGUGAAAAAACAAUUGAAAUGGCCACAUAGUGGUCUGAAAAUCAAAUUUGCUAGGAAAUAUAAAGCCACGUCUGAUCUUGAUUUUCCACUCUUUGUGGCUGGUGAAACAAACAUCAUAAUCUCCAAAAAUAUCAGUGCGUCUGAAAGGCAGGGGAGGUUGAACUUACUCUCCAAAGUGGCGUACGCAUAUAACAUGAAAUAUAAGUGGGCAGAAAUCAGGGAUUUUCAUGCUGAUGUGCUGCAUUCAAUUGAGCGGGGCCAUAUUGGUUGGGACGAUGAGGUCCAGAUAUUGGCACUAAGGGAUGAAAACUUGACUACUCCAAUUACAUCAAGUGUCAGUACUAGUGCUUCUUCAAACAAAUCAAGUAGCGAAUCGAAAAGUCUCGAGAAUACUUACUUCUGUCGAUUUUUCAGUAGGGGGGAGUGUAAAAUCAAGGAAAAGAAUCACAUGGGCUUUGUAAACAAUAAAUCUGUGAAUGUAAAGCACAUAUGUGCAAAAUGUUGGCUGCAUGAUAAAAAGGAGAAGGAGCACUCUGAGAUAGAUAAAGUAUGUCCGUAUCUUGUCGGUGAGUCAGCAUGACUAGAAGGAUAUGGUACAUGGGACGAUGUAAGGUGCAAUACAGAUAUUGCUUUAUUAUUAAACCCUGAUACAUGCAUAGACAGUGGUUUUGAAUCAGAUAUCAGUGUGAAAAGUCAUAAAAGUACUGAUAGUAACAAGUCAGAAAAUUUCGAAGAGAUCAUUUUCAAUCACAAUACAAUAGGAGACUCAAAAGUCAUUAAUGCUGAAGGGUGCAAAAUCCCUAUAAACAAACCAUAAAUUGUGAUCUCUUCGAGACGAUGCUUGUAAAUUAUGAUGACAAAGAUGUGAUUAAAUACACUAGGUACGGUUGGCCUUUAGGGUGUUCUCACAGUGUACAUAACAAGAUUCCUGUUACUGGGAGUAAUCAUAAAGGGGC
Messenger RNA from Owenia fusiformis, 1908 nucleotides. The record is from the annotation of a GenBank genome assembly. NCBI's taxonomy places the organism in Eukaryota, Metazoa, Annelida, Polychaeta, Sabellida, Oweniidae.